AUGGAAUGCUUUCGCCAAAUUUUCCGGUGCCUAAAGGCACCUUUCAAACGCGACAAGGGAAGAAUUAUUGAAAUUGGUCCUCCCACUAAUUUCCGAAAAGAAGAAUUGCCUGCUUAUUUUUCUGAUGCCGAGACGCUUACGUCCGAGGACAGCCGCAUAGCGACCGUGGAGAAGGACGAAACAACGAUCGAGAUGCUAUCGCUACCAUCGUCGACGAAGAGCAAGAUGCGGGCCCAUGUUCGAAGAAUGAGCGUGAGACUAUCCGAGAGCGCGUGA
Penicillium roqueforti is the source of this 276-nucleotide messenger RNA. RefSeq lists its product as uncharacterized. Lineage: Eukaryota; Fungi; Ascomycota; Eurotiomycetes; Eurotiales; Aspergillaceae. The transcript has 3 exons. The record is from RefSeq and is a predicted model, not a curated record. The coding region runs from base 1 to 276 and encodes 91 amino acids.